Messenger RNA from Puntigrus tetrazona (Sumatra barb), 16397 nucleotides. It is a transcript of the gene mkxa, whose product is annotated as mohawk homeobox a. Gene Ontology annotation, cellular component: nucleus. Gene Ontology annotation, molecular function: DNA-binding transcription factor activity, RNA polymerase II-specific; RNA polymerase II cis-regulatory region sequence-specific DNA binding. The transcript is spliced from 7 exons. Bases 241 to 1287 code for a protein of 348 amino acids. Gene Ontology annotation, biological process: regulation of transcription by RNA polymerase II; cell development; muscle organ development. The record is from RefSeq and is a predicted model, not a curated record. NCBI's taxonomy places the organism in Eukaryota, Metazoa, Chordata, Actinopteri, Cypriniformes, Cyprinidae.
CUUGAAUAAAGCGCAGAGGCGAAAGCGGUUCGUGUGGUUUGCGCACAGGAUCUUAGAGCGGAGAACAUGUGAGAGGGGAAUGGGAAACUGGAAACUGGAUUACACUUUACAGAAAGACGCAGAGGGAGUUACGUCCAGGAUUUUGACAAGGCGCAGCGGCUCCGUUGAGUAGGACAUCCCCGCGGCGGGCAGGGCGCUUUCAGCGGACACAGGGGGGAAAGAAGGACUAAUAUACCAAAGAUGAACACAAUUGUGUUUAAUAAGUUAAGCAGCCAGGUUUUAUUCGAAGAGAAGGCGAAUGAGGUGGAGAGGAGCAGUCGAAAUUAUUUAGAGGUGAUAGACGGACAGCAUCCGGACCUGCUCGCCAGCAGCCCAGUCAUCAAAGACAGCUCAGCUAUCCGGCACAGGAGAUCCGGGUCUCGUCAGAACCCAGGAAAGGUACGGCACAAACGGCAAGCUCUGCAAGACAUGGCCAGGCCGUUGAAACAGUGGCUCUACAAACACCGGGACAAUCCGUACCCCACUAAAACAGAGAAAAUCCUUCUUGCGCUUGGCUCGCAAAUGACACUUGUGCAGGUGUCUAACUGGUUUGCCAAUGCUCGACGGCGGCUGAAGAAUACAGUAAGGCAGCCUGAUUUGAGUUGGGCUCUUAGGAUCAAACUCUACAACAAAUAUGUCCAGGGCAACGCGGAAAGACUGAGCGUCAGCAGCGAUGACUCCUGCUCUGACGAUGGAGACCCAGCAGCACGGGCCCAGGUCGGGGAGUUCAGCAAGCCAAUGUACCAGAGCGUCAUCAAGAAGGAAGGUGGCGGUGUGGGUGCGGGCCUUCGAGCCGCUGCAGACGCCUCGUUGUCAGAUGACUACGUGUCGCCACCUAAAUACAAGAGCAGCCUGCUGCACCGCUACCUUAACGACUCGCUCCGCCACGUAAUGGUGGCCAACGGCGUAAUGGACGCACGGAGGAGGAACCACUCAGGCUCUUUCAGCUCUAAUGAGUAUGAUGAAGACCUGCUGUCACCGUCUUCUUCUGAAGCAGAAGCCAACUUUAUCUACAGAACUGAGAAUUUGGAGCAUGGAUCAAAUAAAUCUGACAGAAGCAUGCAGAAGGAGAAGGGACAGAGGAAAGACGAGACAUACUGGAGGGAGAUAAACGCGGCCAUGGCCCUCACUAACCUGGCUCAACCCAAGGACGGGGCCACCGCCGCCACCACCAGCUGCAUCAUCCAGAAAUCCUCACACAUAGCUGAAAUCAAGACUGUUAAAGUGCCUAUCCUGCACAAAUACUAACACGCAGAAGAUCCCGCUCUUCUACUUACGGAAUUCAGUUGUUUUGAAUAUUGUUUAUAACUUUGUGGUACUGAUAAAGAAUGAAUUUUUUGGUUCGUUUGUUUUUAUUGUUAUUUCGCGUACGAUGAAGUGCCCUGAAAUGCAGCACUUGUUCAGUUCACCGAUUUGUGCAUUUCCUUUGGGUCGCAUAAGCUUUUUUGAUAAGUGUUGAUGAAUUGUCAGUAACGACAGUAUUUCUGAACGAGACACUUUUGCAAUGUUAACUUAUUUUGAUAUUAAUCAGAAAUUUGUAUUGUAUCGCACCAAAGUGCCUUCAUGCAUCUCAAAGGAGAGAUUAGUGAGAAUGUACAGUUCAUGUCCUCUCUGAAAGAAAUAAAACGGUUGAAACGACAGGAGGAGUGUGUAGCGCACUCUUCUCGCGGCCUACGGGAGAUAAUGACCUUAAAAUGAAAUCGGCGCAAGUCACGAAGACACUCAUGUUUUGUCUCAAAAUCUCAUGUGACUUUGACUGCGACAUUGUUUUGUCUCUAAAAUGGAAAACUUCAACCGUCACCUGCCAACAAUAGCCGUGAGUCGAGAGAUAAGUUCAGUCAGCCAACAUCAAAUUCCAGGCCUUCCUUCCCAGCUAACAAGCAACGUCCUCCAAAGUUUGGCAACAAAUGUUCUUAAGGUAACGUUAAAAGGACACUAGUUCAUUCAUGUGGUCUUUAAUAACAUUAUCACAAAAACUAUUUAUACAUCAUUCAUGGAAUAUUUCAUUUCUGAAAAAAAAUCAGCUGGUUUAUUCACUACUUAACUGAAAACGUUCAGAAAACAUUUCUGAAAACGUUUGUAAAAUUCCAGCGUUCCCUUAACAAUUGCAUAACAAGAAGUGACUUAAAAAUGUAUAUAAAAUGUUUUCAAUGUUCAGCGAACAAUCAAAAUAAUGCAAUGAAAUGUUCUUAGAACAUGUUUUUGUUAGCUGGGUUAGUCUCUGCUUCCUCUCACACACUCUCAGUGAUGCACAUUUCUCAGACAAACAAUGAGAAAGAGAGAGACAGGCUUCAAGGUUUGGUCUGUAUCUGUUUGAGACGAGGACUGUGACCCAAAGGGAUAUUUAUGAAUCCAUUAUCAGCGCUAAACCGAAUGUGUUGCCUUCUCACGUUUCUACUCUGAACAAGGUACUUCAGUGGAAGCUAAAUGAUUUGGCCAGUCAUGUUUUACCCCCUUUUUCUCUCAGAUGGUUAGAAUUACUCUCAAAUUGCUGUUUACAAGAAGUACGAGAGAUACUUCCAUUUAAAAAAAACACAGACCAUAGCAGUAUUACCACAUCUCUGUUCAGUGAACGUCCAAACUUUUGUUUGUCCUGCGGUUUUAUCUUUUAGUGUUUUUGCCUUUUUGGUUCAACCAAGCUGUGUUAGUCUUGUAUUGACUGAAUGGAAAGAAAUUAUGUUCAAUGCAAAUGUUAUUUACAUUAAAGUUAUGGACGCCAAGUAUAUAAUUUAGAGAAUUAAAAGCCACUUUUGAAGUGAGCGAGGUAACACUAUCUUAUGUUGUAUCUUUUUUGUUGCGGUGAGAAGGCCAAAGAGACUUGUUCAAAAAGUUGCAUGCACUUAUCUGACACCCUCCUGCCUUUUUUCCAGUAUUAAAAAUAAUACUCACAAACACCCACUGAGACUAUAAUUCAUAAGCACUAUGUCCCUGUUUUCCUGCUCAGCAGAGUAGUGUAGCACAUUUUUAGAAAUUUUCCUUAAAAAACUGGGAAAACGUAUGAUCUGAUCUGCUUUUGAUAUCUAAUUUUCCUUUCUUUUUCUUUUUUUUUUCCAAUCACGUGUGAAUCUCUUUUCGCCAUUCCAGAGAACAAAGAGAAGAGAAAGCAUCGCUCUUUUUUGAGUUUGACUAAUUCCGUUUAUUUAAUUUUUUGUAUUCCCUUGCACACCCUGCUCUAAAGGAACCUGACAGACAAACAGCGAUUUUGUGCACACUUUAGAACAUUUCAAAUGAUUAAAGACUGUAAAAACAAACCUGUAAUAAUAGUCUGAUUUUUUUAUUGUUAAGUUAUAUACUUUUUUUAUUUUAGAGACUGGAUGUUUAUCCAAUGAAGGAAUGCAUAAUAUCUCAUUUAUUCUCUGAUUUUCUUUUAAUGUUCAGUUUUACGCCAGGAACCUUGUUUACUUCAACCGAACAUUAAAUAAAAAUGUUUUUUUGAUGAUAAGAUGUUGCUUGCCGUUUCGUCAUUAGCAUUUGCUUUCUGCACAAUCCUCUGAAAUCCUGCUUUAUAUAAAACCUCAUAUAAUUGGUAACAUUUACACAUAGGGUAUCCAUUUGAAUUUUAACUUGUUAAGUUGAAUACAUUCCUAACCGAAAUGUUCUGAGUCGAAUGCUUCACACUGCAUUGAGACACACAAAUAAAAUUUCACUAAUUUGUCUCUGUGGCUUGACCUGAGUUCAGACGACAAGUUUCUCCUUUCUUUUUUAGCCUCUGCAUCUUUUUGAAAGCCGUCUUGUUAACUUCGCCAGAGGCAGAGACCUUGUUUGCCUUCACGCUGGUUUCAGCCCAGUAAAUACAAAAACACCGCACAGCACAAACAGAGCUGGAAGAUGGAAGACGAGAAUGGAAGCCUGUGUGAUCUUGUCUUUCCUUAAGGGUUUAAUCCUGAACAAAUGCUGGGAAUGGACAUAUGCUCUCUGUGCCUUUUACUUCGAGACAUGAAGCUGCGCUCUUCAUUUAGUCGGUUAAAGCCUCAGCUGUAUUAAUCUAAGCCAGCAAAAUGAAGCAUUAAUGUGUAAGUUUUCCACAUUGCAUAGUUAUUCUUGAGCUUCAAACUAAAACAUCUAUUCAUAUACGAAAUGUAUUUAGAAGCUCAAGUCAACGUUGCUUUAGAUACGAAAUGUUGAUUAUUUUGUGGUAUUUAGCUAGAUAUUUUUGUCCUGUAACAUUUACAUGUUUUAAAACAAAGGCAGACACACUUUUUGUGGAAACACACAAUGCCCACACGCUCUAGCUAACCUUGAUGUCAAUGAACAGUCUAAAAGAUAUACAAAAGAACAUCAACACAAGAGAGAGAAUAUCAACAACGAAUAAAAGAUGAAUAAAAACAAACAGAGCCACCAAGAUUUCCUGACUGUUUAGCCUCCGAUCUCUGUCCUGGUUUAUCUCGCUCAUCUACUUUCUUGUUAAUGGUUCUAGCAUGCCGCUUGGCCUGGUUCUAAAUCAUGUGGAAUCCAGGGUUAAACAUGCCAGUCAUGCAGAAUGAGGGUGAGGCAUGAGGAACUAAAAGAGCUUCAGCCUUCGUUAUUAGUAUUUAAUAUAAUGGACGAGAUGGUCUAGAAAGAUGGCUUCAGACCUCCACCAUAAAGUCACAAAUCAAGUCCCCUUGUCUCUCUUUAGCUCUUUCUGUCCUACUAUUGUCUCUCCUCCGUUCCUCGGUUUCUCUCUAAGCAGGCUGGCAAAGACCAGCGCUCUGAGCAGAACUUUCCAUCGAGGCCGUUUGCUGAAAUGUUUGAGCAGGUUUGUGGAUCUCACCCAUUAUCUAGCUGAACAGGUUGGGAUGCUGGGCCGGCCAGCUGUGUGACACACUCCAGACGUCUCUCCACCCUUCUCAUCAGACACGGGGUCCAAGUUGCUGUCAAACACCACACACACACACACACACACACACACACACACAACCUGAAUACAAAGAAAUUCCAAAAAUCAUCUGAACAGGGAAAAAGUGCUUCAGUCAGAUGAAGAAAUUUGACCCGUGUCCCAUAUUGGAAUAAUUAGUUACUUUGCCUCAGUGGUCUGUUGGUUCAUUAAUUAUCAAUUGCCUGUAUGGAGACAUACACGAGAUACAGAGUCCAGAGCCUCAGCACUGAUUAGCCACUGGGUCAGAUACUAUUCCAGUACUAUACUGAUUAUAAAUCUACAUUUAUUACAUAUUUUGUCCAAUACACACACAUACAUUAUUCAUCCUGGCUGGAGGUGGCUGGAGAAUUUUAUUUAAUCUAUAAAUAUUUAAUAUAUAAUAUAUUGGAAUUAAAUAUAAUUAAAUGUACUGUUCUAAAAUAUUAUAAUAUGAUAAAGCCAUAUAUUUAACCUGUUAUUUCACAAUACAAAACUCCUACUUUUUUCUCCUUCUUUCCUUUGUUAUGUAGGCACAAAUAUGCACUACUUGUGUUAAGGUAACAAAUUCAAAGGAUAAAAUGUAUUAUGGUUUUCACAAAUAUAUUAAACAGCAAAACUGUUUUCAUGAUUAGUAAUAGUAAGAAACGUUUCUUGAAUACCAAAUCAACAUAUCUGAUUAUUUCUAAAGGAUCAUGUGAUACUGAAGACUGGUUUUACUGUUUUUAUUGUGUUCUGAUUAUGCAUAAGAAAUGUGCUUUAAAAAAAAAAAAAACCAGACAUUAGGAAUUAAUAGGAUUUCCAAAAACAGGACUAUUUUUCAAAGCCAUGGGAUACAUUUUUCCUUAACCAGAGUUUGAUUGACCAUAGAAAUGUAAUAUAUUCAAUGAUUUUUCUUUAAUGCCUUUUAUGCUGCCACAAAACUACAAUAGUCUGAGUCACAGAUAAUAAGUGUGAUCCAUUGCAUUAUGUUUCCUAAUGGAUUAUUUCCUUUAGAUCUUUUUUGUUUUCAUUUAAGAGCGGAAGGUGGUAGUUGGCAUUGUUUUCCUGUAGCUCUUAUUAUUCCUCCAGAUUCACAGAUGUUUCAAGGAAUCUCGCUCCUUCCUUUAUUCUGGCUAAGACUUCACCCUUCAGAGCGGCACGGAUGCAGCCGUGUUUCUGUAGCCGUACUUCAGCGCGCUAACUUGAGGUGCUCAAAACAUUUCCUGUCUUUAAUUCAUACUGUGAACCUCCAAGUAACCACAAGAAAUGUUAAGAGAGAAAAUAAGUGGUUUCAAAGGCGUGUUAUUAAAAUACAAAUGCACAAUAUGCUGCUUUGUGUAGCGCUCUGUGAAGACAUAUAACAGAAAUGUUUUACGGAAAAGGGAUUAAUCAGAGACGCUGCUGGAAUUUCCACUGAAUGUGUUGUGGCCCAAAAAAGGAAAAGUAUGAUUUUAAAUCUAAGGCUACAUCAUGAGAACAGAUUUUGUUAAACCAAUAGCAGUCAUGAUAGCAAUAAUAGCAGUAACAUUAAUAAGAAUAGUCACAUUUUAAGGUCCAAUUCUCACUAUUAACCUCGCUAUUAUGACCUUUGAGUAAGUACUAAUAAACCUAAAUCUAGUUUAAGAUCUUUUAAAUAUAUAGGUAUUGUUUGAUUUAUGUAUAAAUUCAUUCAUUCACUCUAUCCUGGGGGAUAUAGAUGAGUGAGAUGGCCCUAUUUCUGAGAAAAAUAAAAUAAAUAAUACUAAAAAAAAAAAAAAACACUAACCCUUGAAAAUGUGACCUCAGGUCAAUACAUUAAAGGAUAUUUUUCAUAUAUUAUGCAUGUCAGAGAUACAAACUGUGAAAUAGAAAAAAAAGCAAUAUUUUAAAAACUUUAAAUUGUAUAUUUGAGUGCAAUGGUUGGAAAAUAACAAAAAUAAAAAACCAGCAACACUGAGGAAUUUUAAGGGUUUUUUUAUAAAUUAAAAAUAGCACCAUAAUAACUAAUAAGAAUAAUAAUAAUGUUAGCGGCAUAAAUUGUUAAAGGGACAUUCUGACUGUCAGUGAAGGGCUACUUAAACCUUGGGAAGUUUGGGAAACACUAUUUUAUAAUAUUAGAUAACUACUUUAAUUUUGACUUAAUAAUGUAAGUCCUCCAGAGUUUAUAUUCUCUUCCUCUGUUCUGUCUAAACUUCUCCUUUCUUAAAUCAAGUAUAUCCGCUGCUAUACCCCUGUGUUUUGUUUAGAAUAACUGACUUUCAUGUCUGAAGCGGAUCAGUCCUCGCCAGGUCAGAAGUGCCAUGCCACGAGUAGUUAUGACAGCAGAAAUAUAUUACAAAUCAGGAGCCCGAACCACACAGCACAUAAUGACAAGAUCAAACAUAAAAGACACGGAGAGGAGGGGGUGAAACCUCAGGGCCCAUGUUUCUCUGUCUAAUAUUUCUAAACCGAAAGUUAAAUAAAUUCCUGAGUACAGUGAAGUGGAACCGCGUCAGUAGAGCAGAUGGAAGGGAUGGCAGCUGCAGCUGGAAUGCGGUUUGGCUGAGAGGGACAGCGAGAGAAAGAAAGCAACGUCCUCACGCGCUUCAGCCGUUCAUAUUCUCCGAUACACUGUUGAUGAAGUGUUCUUCAUUUGUGUGUGUGUGUGUGUGUGUGUGUGUGUGUGUGUGUGUGUGGCAUGGAGUCAAAAGAAAGCACUUAAAAAAUCUAAAGGUAACAGCGACGACUCCACUUUGGAUAAACCUACUGUUGUCAAUAAACAAACCGUCUAGACUCCAACUCAAAAUAUUGGUCUCUGGGUACGUUUUGUGAUGUAUUCUAGACUAUACAAUGAUAAAUACACAGAAAUCAUAUUAGAUGCCUAUGUCCGCUUGCCAAAUGUUUUCAGGCAGACAAUAUUUACAACUAAACUGACAGUAACACAUAUUAGUGCAUCAUAUCACGAUGAAAAAUUACAGACAAAAGUUUCCAUCCGCCUAGAGUCACAGUGUUUUAAAUGUGACCCCUGAAUGGAGCUUAUGAUUUACAAAUUACCAUCUGUAACACAAAACCUCAACUCACUUUGCUCUCAGUGUCUCCCUUUCUCUUUCCUGGGCUGCUGUUAGUUCAACUAUCUCUGUGUCUGUAAUAUAUCAGUCGUGAACGCUUCGCUCUCAGUUCCUCUCACACCUAAUCUGAAUCUUAACCAUAGCAGGGCGAAAUAGAUUUUAUACUGUUCACUGAACGUGCUGAUAUAACAUUUUCAGUGUAUUACGUCAAAAUUCUACAGUAACUCUAUCUGCAGUAGGUGUAAUUCAGUCACUGAAUCAUUAAUUCAACUGAUUCCUUCAAAACACUUUCUGCAAUGAAACAAGUUAUUACCUUUGAGUGAGUCACUGAAUCAUUCAGAAAUGCAGAAUUGUUUAGGAAAGAAUCUAUAUACAGUAGUAGGCAAAAGACAAGAGAUGACUAUCUUAUGAGAUAUUACUAUCUUAUGAGUACGGUGGCUGAUUAGACUUACAAAUUAGAUUUUCAUUGGUUUGACAACAAAUGCUGCAAAUACUCAAAAUACAGAAAUACGCUACAAAUACUAGCAAAAGAACCCAAUACAGAAAUACACACUGCACACUACAAUACACACGCUGCAGAUACACACAAUGCAACCAAAUACAGAAAAGCAUUGCAAGUAGCAAAAACAGAAACGUUUCAAAGGGAACCCCAACAAAUGCCCAAAAAUAUGAAAAUUAACCAUGGUUUUAUUACAGUAAAAGCGUGACCAUGGUUUUUUUUUUUUUUUUUUUUGCUGGAUUGAUCGCCAUUUGCAUAAUCACAGUUGCACAGGUACUACAGUGUAGCAAAACAAUGUUCUGUGUAACUGUAUUUCAUCAUCUUAUUUAGACUAAUAUUAAUAUAUUGCAGCAAGUGUUGCCAAACUGAUGAAGAUGUGAACUUUGUGAACUUUUCAAGAGUCACAAAGUUAUUGCUUUUUCAGAUGUAGUACCUUUUUGAAUGCAACUUAUGAGUCAUUGAGUCAUUCGCUCAAAUAAUUAGUUCAAAACUAAAUGUAUGAGUAUAAGCAAGUAUAAACGUAUAAGUUACUCGGUUUUAAUUUAUUGUGUUUUGUAUAAAAGCAAUACACUUGCAAUCAUGCUGCUGGUCUGAAUAUCAGCAUAUGGCUGUGAUUACCUGCGGCCUUAUGCCUAUGGCCAAAUGACAGGUUUAAUAAUUGUUGCACUCUCACUCACACAGUCUCUCUCUUACACUUAAUGUGACAUAUUUUCUCUUAGGGAAUCCACAAUUACACAUGUAAACUUGGCAGGCAAUGUGGCAUCACUUUGCCAGUGGGUAUUUUGGGGCAGCACUCAUACACGAGUGCUAUGAUGGCUUCAUAAAUCCAAAUCCUGACGGGCACUUUCCACAGGCAGGCCCCUGGCCCUUCAUACAUUGAUUUGCUCCCUAACUCACUCAUUUUUAAACAUGUCUUUAUGUGUUUGUAUUUUUGAUAUGACCCUGAUGUCUGGAUUUAAACUCCACGGCGGGAGACUUGUGGUGAGCAGGAGUCACUUUACAACACAUUAAGAGAGCUCAGCGCUCUUUAAGUGAGGAUGAAACAAAUCCGAAGACCAGAACUAGAACUUGAUAGAGGCCUUAUCUCUAAAUAAGACUUCUGACAGCAAAACAAUUUUUUCAAUUACACAGUCAGUCAUCAAACAAAAGAGGUUAGUUCUCCAAGGAAAAAAAAAGUUGGGCCAGACUGCAACUUUUCCGCUUCUAUCUUUGUUUUGCUCGUGGAAAAUGAUUGAUUGGCCAACAUAAUUGAAUCAACAUUGAAUCUUUGUGCACAUGCACAUCACAUUACAAAUAGGGCUCUUGCUCUCUGUCAUCUAUCCAAAGCAAUAAAAAGACAAUAAAACAGAGAGAUGUGCCUGGGAAUCACUCUAUGAUGGUAAUAUAUGUUUCUCUAGAUCCUCUGACGUCCAGUGUAGUUCACUCAAACACUCCACUUUCCAGUCAAACAAUUGCUAACCAUCAAAGGUCCUAUGAGGUCUUCACCAUAACAGAUGGCUUAAUCCAGGCCUGAAGAUUAGACAAACUACUGGACUUAUAAAAACUGACAGCAUAACGUGAGUUUUUCCUUUUUGGAAUGAAACAGCCAUCGUUCAGAAGCUCUUUUACUGAUAUUCUGGAGGCUUUGCUUUUGACAUUUGGGAUUGUAGAAUCUCAAAGGUGCAGACUUUUAAUUCAAGUACAGGGCUGAUAUUAAACCGGGUAAAUGAAAUUAAGUCAGCUUCAGUGGAAAAGAUAAUUAUUACCAUUAGAUUAUGAAAUAAUUAGUCAUUUAAUUUGACCACCAUAUAUUAAUUCUUAUAAACAAUCCUAUAUACAUAUAUGACCCUGUUCCAACUAGCAUGGUUGUAUUUGUAGCCAAAACUACAUCGCAUAGGUUAAAAUUUAAAUUUUAUGGUAAAAAUCAUAAGGACAUUAAGUUAAGAUCAUGUUCCAUGAAGGUAUUUAGUACAUUUCCUACUGUAAAUAUACCGAAUUUUUGGAUAGUAAUAUGCAUUGAAAAUAUUGUUAUUCAAAAUUAAAAUAACCGAAAUCUAAACUAAAAUGCUAAAAGGCGUAAAACUAAGGUGUUAAAAUACAAUACAAUUUCUAUAAUCAUAAAAUGUAUUGUGCAUGGCUAAUUAAUUUCACAUAUCAAGUUUUCAAACUUUUUGUCAUAAUUACAGCAGAAAUAUCUUAAUUUUGAGUACUGAAUGUUUGUGUGUGUCUGUGUGUGUGUGUGUGUAUAUAUAUAUAUAUAUAUACACUUAUAGUACAUACAGUAAUAAGACUACACAUGUAAUAAUGUAGUCAGAGACUUUCUGCUUACAACAGACACUUGAAACGUUAUUAUCAGGUGUAGAAAGGGCUGUUGAGCAACUUGGAGGGAGCUGAAUGAGGGAUAUGAUGGCCUACCUGGUCUGUUACGUGCUGUAGACUUAUAAUAAUGCUGCUGGUGGGGCAGGACACAUGAUCUCACUCUAGUGUAGGCGCUACUGUCUGAAGCUUGAUUGGCCAAAUGUAAACAUUUUAGCGCUAAACCUUGCCAAAGGUGAAAUCAGACUUGAGACCUCCAGCAGUGCAGUCGAAAGCACCUCAAAGCAGGGCUGCUUUUGCACUUUUAAAGCCAGAAGUGUAAGAAAGAAUUACUGGCUCUCACAACACACUCAGAAAAGCAUUAAUCAUUAGAUGGAUUUUUGUACAGUACGGGGUAAAAAAAAAAAAUGAAAAUGAGCCAACAAAUCAUAGUUUGUGCAUUAACAAGUGCCUGAUGCAGUUAAAUCAGACUGGCCUGUUUGGAGCAGUAAGUAAAAGCAGACAGGUUAUCCACAACCUGGGACAGACAAGUAAAACACAGUAGUGAUUUACCGCUACUUUUAAGCACACCAGUAUUACACAAUAUGAUGGCUUCCAUAUUAUAUUCCAACAGAGAUUGGCUAUUGAGAGAUCCAACCAUGAAAUUUCAGGCAAUUUUGCGCAUUCAAGUUACCGGCUUGUCACCAAGAGCACAAGAUCAGACAGUCAAACAGAAAUAAAUACUACAAUUACUUCACAAGUCGAGAUUAUUUACACAAAAUAAAGAAUCUGUUAGCGUGUGUGCCAAUCAUGUGACCAAUAGGACCACCAGACUGUUUUCAUCCUCUUUCCUUUCACGCAGAACACAGAAAAGGGACUGUCUCAGUGAAACAUGCGGUUUUUCCAUGGCACUGCCUCUUCUGCUUGAGGAAAGCUUACACCCUCUGUGUGUUGAUACAAUGUGAUUAGUUUAUUAUAGAAGCCUGUGGCUACAGCGCCCUAUACUGUAGUAGUCAAUCUGGUAGUCUUUAUGUGUGCAUGUAUGUGUGGAGUGAAUGACAGAAUGCUCCAGGAAUCCCACUGAGCACACUCGGGCCAACGGGAUGUCACAAGGGAGCACGCUGAAAGCCACAGAUCUGCAAAAGAUGAAUGAAGCCACUAAUUCAUGCUUUGGCCUCCCAUGUGCCCACUUAGCUUUGUGCUAAAAACUGACUUUGAGAGCAAAGGACUUUUUUUUUUCCUUUCAGUGUAGGGUCUUUUAUUUUCCAUCACCACUAAAUCAAUACUUGAGGGGCAGAAGACGGAUGGUCAUGGUCACGUCAGAAUUCAUGUGGUAGACCUUGCAUUAUGGAAUUUAGACAGCGUUAUUAAUUUCCUUUUUAUUGAUGAGGAAAGCGCUGUCGCACAAAUCCGAUGUCUGAAAAACAAAGGUGAAGAAAGAAAAGACGGCAAAAUUGGGGACGGGAUGUCAGAGCUCUGUCAAAUACAGAGAUUGAAAACGAUGGAUGGAUUGGAGAAAGUGGACAGCCCAACCAAAUCUAAAUCGUGCGCAGCAGAUUUUACAGCCAGAGCAGAGCAGAGAGGUGGAAUUCAGAAGUUUGUUUUAAAGACUGAAGUCAGGGACCUGACAGUGAGGUUCUUUAGAUGGUACAUGCAAGUUUAAAAAGCUCUGUGAAUGUUCUGAGUCAUUUUAUCAUCAUAUCUCUGCUUAAUUCUCUCAACUGUGUGUUAAUGAAAUUUAUCCUAAAAUAUCUGUGGACAGCCACAAUGUAUGAAACAACUUGUCACUGGCACAUUAUCCUCGAAAGGUAAUCCUGUGUGCCAUAUCUAUGCUAAAAAGUGCAUAUAUUAUCCUAUAAAACAGGUCUUGAACUCCCUUUAUUUUUUAUUUUCUAUGCAUGGUUUUCUGAGGUCCAAAACAAAGAUUUUUGAAAGAAAUAUUAGGCUAUUUUGACCUCCCUCGUUGGAAAGCUCUGUUUGAAUAAGCAUGGCAAAUGCAGAAGUAAAUGCCAACUGCUUUGAUUGUCUAACAGUGUUGCAGUCAUUCCAAAAUAUUCGGUACAACAUUGCAGGCUUUGCUCUUCUUCUGUGGAGGUGGUGCUUAUACACUCUGUAAGCUAGUUUCAAUAUACGAUGAUUUUAGACUAAUGAGACAGAAACUUACAUGAUGUUUUUUGUAGUACAGUGACCUCUUUUUCUCAGUUCAUGACCCCUUUCAGGCAGAGGUCUUUGACUUGACAUUAACCAAAUAUUGGAAGGAUCCCUAUGCAAAAAAAGGCAAUAAUAAUUUCUUUGGCAUUUCUGCUGUAAUUAUGAUUGUGUAAAGUAUUGGUUUUAACAGAAACUGAGAGUGAAGUGACAUGCGGUCAAGUAUGGUGACCCAUACUCAGAGUGUGUACUCCGCAUCUAACCCAUACAAGCGCACACACACAUAGUGUAGUGAUCACACACAGUUAAUGCUGUGGUGUCCGAGUGAUAUAAUUAUAGUUUUUUAUAAUAUAAUUAAACAUUUUAAAUCAUCAUAUAGCCUCUUUGGAAUUCUGCUGAAACCCUAAGCUGGUCUUUAUGGUGCAAUUUUAUAUAAAUUCAGGGAAACAGUGUGAAUCUUCAAUUAAAUUUUUUGGGUUUUUUGCCUUCAUCGUAGCUGACAGUAAGCAAAGUGGUAGAGAGAAAGGGGGGACAGUAUUGGAAAAAGGUCUAUGCGCUGGGACUUGAACUCAUGACACUCAAAGAACAAUGGAGCUGAAUGUUGACGCGCUGCCCACAAGGUUACCAGCACCAACUAAAUGACUAUGACAUUUUAUUUGACACUCUAGUUUUACAACCCCUGUCUUAAGGUAGCAAUAUGCAGUGAGGGUAUUGCUCCAGUGACAAUUUUUUUCAGAAUGUGUAGACAUAGAUUUGUAAUGCUGUAUUGUAAUAAAAUGUUUCUAAAAGUUACUACAACCAACUAAAAGUUAUUAUAAGAACAAUUUAGUGAAUAAGUGAGAAUUUGAGCUGCAAUAAUGGCAUUAAAGUCCACAAAAAGCUUGAGAGCUGUUUCUGCAAUGUGACCAAUAUGAACUUCCAAGGUACGUAUCCAACUAGUCAGAAGAACUAUUUAUCUAGAAAGAAUAAACUCUGGUUAUUCUGACAGUUUCUGUAUUUUAAACACUUAGAGAGAAAUGAUUAUGACAGUUGUAGAGGAUUAUUGCAAAAAAUUACACGCAUUACCACAGACAUUUCUAAUCAACUUGAUACUUAACAUAAAUAGGGUUUCAGAUCCAGAUAGAGUCUUAUUCUAGGUUAAGAAGGAUUUGGAAAUGGAUGGCAGCCAAGCAAAUUGCUUUUCAGACCGAUGUCACGCUUAACCGAGGCUUCAAAACUGGCCAAAUAUGCCAUCAAUAACUACAGAAUAUGUGGUACAAAGAAACCCCGCAUUUCACCCCCCAUUAAGAUGCAUUUACCGUAGAACUCUAAUGAAUACGUUCCUUUGGUUUAUACACAGCACGAUGCGCUAAAUGUGUCUCUAGAGUGAAAUACAGAUUCCGAAAUUAUCACUAAAGCCUGACCCUUCGUGCACUUUCCGUAAGCCGUCCUCCGAACCACAACUGCUUUGGCACCGUUCCCCCGGACGAUACGGCAAAUCAAUCAGACUGAUAACGAGAGCAGGGUGUGUGAGCAGGACAAAUGCAGCAUCGUUUGGGGAACUCGACACCUUAUGAAACCACCAUUGCAGUCUCAUAAUGAUCUCAUGGAGGACAGUGUGAUGAGCCCACAGAGAGGUCGCCUGAGCACUGAGCCGUGCACGACAGAGAGAGAGAGGGGGAAAAGAAAGAAUAAAAGACGGUAGUUAAUGAGACAUGGGCUGAUGGCCUAUGCAGAAAUGUACAGAUAUAAGCACCCGGUUUCGCGUAACGAGCAAAAGGAAUGUGAAAAACAGAACCUAGAGAUAUUCAACAGUUCAAUACUGCUAUAUCGCCACAAAAGCCAAGACAGAUUCAAAUCCCAGAAGUGUUAAUCUCACCAACUACGGGACAGCCCCUUAGUUGGUGAGAUGGCAUUUGACAUGUUCAGACAAAUGUGUAAACGAGAAUCCUUCGGAUAAUGUUGUUGUGUAUACGUACAACUUUUUAUAAAUGCAAGGGAAAAACUUUUAUAUUUUUUGACUGCAUCGUUGCCUUGUAGCUUAAAUAGAUUAAUGGUAAUAUAUGAGGUGAGGAAAAAAACAUUGCUUGACAUUGAGAAUGCACCGACAAUGUUUCUUCAUAGAUAAAAAUGCAGAAAGGCUAACUGUUAAUAGUAUAUCAAAAACGGAGAACUGAAGCACUUUGUUAGAAAUGAAUCCAAACACACACAUAUCAAAUUAAUCGCAUACUUUACCCAAAAAUGAUGUCAAUGUCGGUGUUCUACAGCCUCGUAGGCAAGUGUGCCAACAUAUAGUGCUGUAGCACUUUAUUUGAGUUUUAAAUCCCAACAUUAGGAACUUUCCCGAUCCCUACAAAAGUAAGGUAUGUUUUGAAGCUGGGAUGCUGGUUUAAGCUGGUCCUUUGCUGGUUGGACUAGUUUUAAACCAGCUCAAUCCAGUAUGCCAGCUUCAAAUCAUACCUUUCCAGCAUAUGCCGGUUAUUUUUUCAAAAAGGUAACCCUCUCUCCCACUCCCUUUCUUAUUUUCAGUUUAAAAUUAGAUGGCAUUUUAGUCAAUCUUACUAAAAUUAACAUAUGAUGAAAAUGUUGAUAUUUACAAGAUAUUUUCAUCAAAGAGCAAAGACAAAUUAACACUGCCUCAGACCUCAGCAAUUCGUAAAAGUUUUUUUUUUUUUUUUUUUGAAAUUCGAUCACAUUAAGAGGACAUUUAUCCAGGUCUGGAAAUUUAGAAAUCUUUUUCAUGAAAUGGUACAGAUAAUACAAACAAAUAAUAAUUUACUAUAACUUGAACAGUAAGAAAUACAGCAUUAAAAGCUCAACACAGAAACCUAAGAAAGCAGAUUUAUAUCCUUAUCCUGAAAAGACCAGAAUGGCUGGUCACCCGCACAUGUUUAAGUUUGAACACUGAUCCUCAGCAUACUGGUCCAAACCAGGCUUUCAGCUACCCUAACCAGCAGCGUAAUUAGACAUCAGUAUUAUAUUAAGCAAUUAUAAUAUUGUGCCUGGAAUAUCCCUUCCUCGUCCAAGACAAAGGUGAAACUGGCAGGUGGGAGCAUUUAGAGAAGUCUUCAGGGGAAUAUAACGUACUGAAUUACAGAACUAGUAUGGACAGCCAGUCAUAUAAGAACAAUACAGUAUAGACACAGGCAAAGCGCCAAUGAUGUAUGAUCGACACAUACUUUCUUCAAAUCAUUUUGUACUUAAUCCAAGAAGAUCUCGGCCUGGGCCUUCAUUUGUCAACUUGGAAUUACGCACCUCCUAGUCAAACGGCUUUGAAGACAUCUAUCUACGCUGAAAAACCUGCAAUCACUAUGGUUACUUGACCUGCCUGUCUGCCCAAAUGCAAUGAUUUGGAUUCAUCCACAUAGAACGAGUGCGGAAACCAUAUGAAGAUGCCAUCUGAACACAUGAAUAAGCAAACACUUCAGUCACUACAGCAUUCGCGCAGAAAUGUAACGGGAAACGGUGAAAUCGCAGAGGCCUGGAGAUGCAUUCCUGUGGUGGGUCAUAUUUAACAAGAACUCACUGCUGGAAAAAGUAUGAGAGAAAGUGAAAGAGAGAGAGAAAAAGGUAUUCAAAGACAAAAUAUUGUCAUUUCAAGUGCUGCAUUAUAGUG